AAAGAUCUAACAGAAGUUAUGGAAUUUGAGACAAGGGAGGGUGUGAAGGCAAUUGGAAGUUUCGAGGAGAUGAUAACAAAAGACGAUUUACUUCGCGGGAUCUACCAAUAUGGUUUCGAGAAACCGUCGGCGAUUCAACAACGUGCCAUUGUGCCUAUCAUUCAGGGUCGUGACGUCAUCGCUCAGGCUCAAUCUGGAACCGGAAAGACCUCCAUGAUUGCCCUAACUGUUUGCCAUGUUGUUGACACAUCCGUCAAUGAGGUGCAGGCUUUAAUUGUUUCUCCAACUAGGGAGCUUGCCUCUCAAACUGAAAAGAAUAUAUUGGCUAUCGGGGAUUACAUAAAUAUACGAUCCCAUGCUUGCAUUGGAGGCAAAAGUAUGGGAGAAGACAUAAGGAAACUUGAACACGGAGUUCAUGUAGUGUCUGGAACUCCUGGUCGAGUAUGUGACAUGAUCAAAAGGAGAACAUUGCCCACAAGAGCUAUCAAGUUGCUAUUUUUGGACGAAUCUGAUGAAAUGCUGAGCAGAGGGUUUAAAGAUCAAAUUUAUGAUUUGUACAGAUAUCUCCCACCUGAUCUUCAGGUUGUCUUGAUUUCUGCUACUUUACCUCAUGAUGUACUGGAGAUGACAAAUAAGUUCAUGGAUGAUCCUGUGAGGGUCCUUGUAAAACGUGACGAGUUGACAUUGGAGCGCAUCAAGCAAUAUUUUGUUGAGGUUGAGAGGGAGGAAUGGAAGUUUGAUACUCUGUGUGAUCUUUAUGACACACUUACUAUAUCUCAAGCUGUUAUAUUCUGCAACACCAAGCAAAAGGUGGACUGGUUAUCCAAACAAAUGUAUAACAAUAAUUUCACCGUGUCAUCAAUGCAUGGUGACAUGCCUCAGAGAGAAAGAGAUGCAAUAAUGAAGGAAUUUCGUGCUGGAACAACUCGUUUAUUAAUAACAACAGAUGUUUGGGCUCGUGGCCUUGAUGUACAGCAGGUUUGUACGGUUAUCAAUUAUGACCUUCCAAAUAAUCGAGAGUUGUAUAUUCAUAGGAUUGGCCGUUCGGGACGUUUUGGACGAAAGGGCGUUGCAUUAAAUUUUGUCAAAAGUCAUGAAGUCACCAUCAUGAGAGAUAUUGAACAAUACUAUAGUACUCAGAUUGAGGAACUGCCAAUGAAUGUUGCUGAUGUUUUGUAA
Molecule: messenger RNA, 1179 nt
Organism: Vicia villosa (hairy vetch)
Lineage: Eukaryota; Viridiplantae; Streptophyta; Magnoliopsida; Fabales; Fabaceae
Product: eukaryotic initiation factor 4A-3-like
Exons: 7
Coding region: 19-1179 (386 amino acids)
Cellular component (GO): catalytic step 2 spliceosome; nucleolus
Molecular function (GO): RNA helicase activity; ATP binding; mRNA binding
Source: RefSeq, a predicted model, not a curated record